This is a messenger RNA of Closterium sp. Naga37s-1, 561 nucleotides long. NCBI's taxonomy places the organism in Eukaryota, Viridiplantae, Streptophyta, Zygnematophyceae, Desmidiales, Closteriaceae. The record is from the annotation of a GenBank genome assembly.
AUGCGCCGAGAGCUUAAUAUCGUUCCUCGUUCUAGCAGCACUCCGUUAUCCCCGCCCCUCCAGCGCCUUCUCUCGGCUCUCCACGCCUGGCUUGCUGCGUCCGCUGCGCCGGAUGCCGCGCCGGUGGCUCCGCCAGCGGCGAGGGGGCGGGCGGAGGCCGUAGGGCGGGGCUGCGCGAGGAAGCCCGCGCGCGUGCGCGUGGUGAGGGCAGCGGAGGCCGUGAGUGAGGGGAUGCUGGCGGAGGGCGCACGGGGAGGGGGAGGUGCUGAUGGGAAGGGGAAUGGAAUCGACAAUGAGAAUGUGGGUGAUGCUAACGAGUAUGUGACUAAUGCGAAGGGGAACGCAGAUGAUGGUGUGGAUGCAGGAGCAGAAGACAGCCUGGCAUGGCAGGUGCUAUGUGGUACUGAUGCGCCUCGGCUGAUGGUCCAAGCCAUGGCUGCUGCAGGGUACGCAGUUGCGGAUGCGCACGCUGCCAUGCAGCGGUCGCAGCGGCUAUGGCGUCACUGGCUGGCAUCUCACCUCUUCCUGCUGCUCCCCCACCACGCCCUCUCUGUCUUCUGA